UUUCUGCGCGCUAGCAGGAUGCACGAGCGGAGACAGCGAGGCUGAUAGUCAUAUCGACAGGGAUAGAAGCAGAUAGCCCCUUAGGGGAGGAAGGAAAGUCGGAUUACUAGCUACCUCAGUGCACCACAUUCACCACUAUUUCACUUCUUAUCCUUCAAUACUCCGGCUGAUGUGAAUAACAAACUGAAUUUGUGCAUGAGGCAGAAAUAAUGUGGUGCGACUCGAGUUUCGCCAUCAGUGUAACGGAUUUCCUCCUCUUCGUCUGAGGAGGAGUAAGGAUCGGACCAAAGCGCAGCGUGCAUCAUGUCGGUAAACGCCCCCAGCAGCAAUGACGCCUGCCUGAGCAUCGUGCACAGCCUCAUGUGCCACCGGCAGGGUGGCGAGAAUGAGGGUUUCGCCAAGCGUGCCAUCGAGAGCCUGGUGAAGAAGCUCAAGGAGAAGAAGGACGAGCUGGACUCGCUCAUCACCGCCAUCACCACCAACGGUGUGCACCCCAGCAAGUGUGUCACCAUCCAGAGGACCCUGGACGGACGCCUGCAGGUUGCAGGGAGGAAAGGCUUCCCCCAUGUGAUCUACGCUCGAUUAUGGCGCUGGCCAGACCUACACAAGAAUGAGCUAAAGCAUGUAAAGUUCUGCCAAUACGCCUUCGACCUCAAAUAUGACAAUGUGUGUGUCAACCCUUACCACUAUGAGAGAGUGGUUUCGCCCGGCAUUGUUGGUCUCAGUCUCCAAAAUACAGCCCUCUCUCCUCUAGGCCCCCCUGGGAGGCUGAUCAAGGAGGAGUAUAUUCAUGACUGUAUCCAGAUGGAUAUGCCACUAGGCAUAUCCCCCCACCCAGGGGCGCUCAAGCUACAGCCUCCGGACCACUACGGCCAGCCACUCCCGCCUCUGCAGCUCCCGCCCGAACCGCAGCGGGCACCUCUGCCCAUCACCCUCUACCCCAACAUGCCCCUCUCACCCACAGUGUCCGGCUCUAUGCUGCCUCUCCAGGGAGGUCACAGUGAGGGGCUCCUACAGAUAGCCUCUCCUCAGGGUCAGGUCAUGACCCCUAUGACCCCCACGCCGCCCCCCUCCACCCCAACACACGGGCUGCCACACGGGUCACCGCAGAACCCCCAGCCACCCCAGCCCCCGCCUGGUCAGAAUGGAUACAACAGCUCCAAACACACACAGUCACAGGCUGCGUUCCACACAACUUGGACAGGUAGUAGCACAGCCUCCUACACUCCUGUGGGACCCCAACAACAGAAUGGGCGUGGCCACCAACAGCCUCCUCUCCACCAUCCAACCAGCUUCUGGUCUCAGCAUCAUGGCUCAGCCUCAUUUCCUCCCCCUGUGUCCAAUCAUCCAGGGCCAGAGUUCUGGUGCUCCAUCUCCUACUUUGAAAUGGAUGUGCAGGUGGGGGAGAUGUUCAAGGUGCCGGCUAGCUGCCCGGUGGUGACAGUGGACGGCUACGUGGACCCCUCAGGGGGUGACCGCUUCUGUCUGGGCCAGCUAAGCAACGUCCACCGCACCGACGCCAGCGAAAGAGCCAGGUUGCACAUAGGUAAAGGAGUGCAGCUGGAGUGUCGUGGCGAGGGAGAUGUGUGGAUGCGUUGUAUGAGCGACCACGCCGUGUUCGUGCAGAGCUACUACUUGGAUCGAGAGGCAGGUAGAGCGCCAGGCGACGCAGUACACAAGAUCUACCCCGGCGCCUACAUCAAGGUGUUUGACCUGAGACAGUGUCACAGGCAAAUGCAGCAGCAGGCAGCUACAGCGCAGGCAGCGGUAGCAGCUCAGGCUGCCGCCGUGGCAGGCAACAUCCCUGGGCCAGGCAGCGUUGGAGGCAUAGCCCCUGCAGUCAGUCUUUCUGCAGCAGCAGGGAUAGGUGUAGACGACCUCCGGAGGCUGUGCAUCCUGCGUCUGAGCUUUGUGAAGGGCUGGGGCCCUGACUACCCCCGGCAGAGCAUCAAACAUACCCCCUGUUGGGUGGAGGUACACCUGCACCGGGCUCUGCAGCUGCUGGACGAGGUACUACACACCAUGCCCUUGGCCGACCCAGGACCUGCUAACUGAGUAAAAGGAAAGAGGAUCCGUUAAAAAUCCAUACUGGGUUAAGAACGUACAAUCACACACACACACACACACACACACACACACACACACACACAGCAGUAAAAAUGUAUGUUUUUGUCAUACCCGUGAUAUGCUGUCAGCCAAUCAGCAUUCAGGGCUCGAACCACCCAGUUUAUAAAGGCUGAUACAGAUUGAUACAUGCACAUACAACCACAUGCAUGUUUCUGUUCUAUAUAACGCACACAAUGUAGAGCUACUCAAAGCCCCACAAAGGCUAUCCUCAAUCUCUCCGUCACACACUCAAGCAGCCAACAAUCACUGCACUCUCCUUAACCACUUGUACUGUCUCCCACACGCCCAUGCAACCACUAACCAAACCUGUGGGCAUGCAGAUAUAAAACUACUGAUGUCCUGAUCAUACUUUCCAUGUUUUGUGAACAUUAAUUAUUGUUUCACAGCACAAACACCACAAAGCAGCCUUGACCCCUGAAUUACCUUUCAUAGAGGUUCUAUAUUAUAGUAUAAACAGGUAACAUUAGUGAAAAUGUAUACUGAGUAAUUUAUGUUUAUUCUUCUAUUCUCUACAGAAAUAGAAAUGCACUGUAGAAAUCUAUGGAUGCUUUUCAGAGAUCCAGUGUUCUGACAUGAUACAAGCACUUUAGUACUCCUCAAAUGCACACACAAUCCACACUUGCUCAUUUCCUUCUUACAUGUACACACAAACACACACACACACACACACACACACACACACACACAUCAGAAAUACAGAGAUGACCCAAACCCAGGAGGACUAAAGAUCUUGACCUAAAUAACUCAUGAACAAUUUGUCAAACACAAAUCUCACACUACAAAAUCAGAUUUGGAUUCCGAUGUUAACCUAGAAGAUGUACAGAGUUUUUGGUAAAUCCAGACCAAUAGAACAGAUGCUUUAUAUCGGUGAUUAGAACCUGGGUCACAGAACCAAAAUGUCUCGGGACUGUGAAGAACACCAGAGUGAUGGAACCAGCGUCCUAAUUAAUCUAGCCAGCCAUCCUUUUGUCAUCUCUGUGUGUGUGUUGUGUUCUCCUGUGUGUGGAUCUCAACUCAAAUAGUUAGUCAUUCUUAUCUUGUUAGCCCUAUAAUAACACAGGGCACUUUUCUCAAGCUAAUUUAUUUUCUUACCAAAAGGUGAAAAAAGCCAAAAAAAUGUAAGCUUUAAAAUAGUGGUGUGGGUAUUUGUGAUGAAGCAGUACAGUGUAUGUAACCAAACAGUUUGCCACACGGCGGAACUCACCAAAGCCAGAAUACCUCAUGAUAACAGUGUAAACCCACAGUUUGUCUUUUAGCCAAAACCUCAGACGCUCAGUAUUUUCUCUUGUAAGUUCCUCCUUAAGGCGUCCGCAUGCUUCCCAGCCGAAACAGUUUGUGCAUAUAUUAUGACAACAUUUUGUGAGGUUUUUGUUUGUUUUGGACUUCGGUAAAGAGUUUUUUCAGCUGUUUGGGUACGCAAAUGUUUUUCUCGAGGCCAGCCGACGUUCAGGAGCCGAAGUCUACGCCCCUUCGUCCGUAAUUAGUCAACUGUGGGGAUUCUUCAAUAAAGUCUUUGGGUGUGUUUGUAAAUUUCCUUCAGUAUGACAGAGUGCGCUCUGGGUCGUUCGUAAAUUCAGAGUGUUGUCAGAUUGUCGGUUCUAAAUUCCGACCAUUUCGCUCUCGGCGUGUUCAGAGCGCACACUGGAUUCUCUGGCUGACGAGUAGGGUUGAUCCGAGUGUUCUGACCUCAACGGCAGUCAAGCACCCAAGCUAACUAGCUAAAGUUGGUUAGUUUGCUAGCUACUUGCAGGCACAAAUGAGAGAACACGUCACUCUGACCAUUUUACUCGCCCUAGCAGAGCUGGUUAGGCUGUUUUCAUGUUAUCUAGAGCAUUAGUGACUUUAACUGUGCUGCUGGCGACAAUUAAAUUCAGUUUUUUUGCAGACACUGGUCAUAUUCAUUGGGUGUUGCACAUUUGUAAAUUCAUCAGUUAUUCUGUGCUCUGGCACACUCAGACAAGAGUGCUCUGAAAUCGGAGUAAAUAGUCCGAGUAAAUUUACGAACGCAUGGUUGUCACUCAAUGAGAAACAACAUGUUUUCAUGCUAAUUGUUUCCUUGAGAAAUACUGCACCUUAGUUAGAUGUAAAAUUACACGACUAAGAUCUCCCAUGUAAAAACGUCAAAAUGAAUGACAGAUUUCUUGAGUUAUCUUAGAUUCAUUCUGACUUUUGAGGAAGUGUAUACUGGACAAACAGUACGAUUGACACUUUUUUCUCAUUUUUCGAGGGAGUAUGCGAGCACACUCUUUCGGUUCGCCUAGCCAACUUUGGCUAGCCGUCAGCCGAACUGAAGCAUGCUGACGCCUUUAAAGCCUCAUAUCACACUAUGCCUUUCACCAAAUUAAUAUAAGAUGGAAUAUGGAAUAGACCCACAAUGAAGCCUUGGGGAACACCAAGACAUGAUCCCGGCAGUUAUACAGUAGUUAUUAGGCUUUAAAAGUUGAAAUCCAGUGACUCGUGGGAAUAAUGUUUUGAGAAGAAACCCAACACAACUUGUAAAAAUAUCAUUGUAAUAGGAUGCCCCAACUUUGGAUACAAUGAUUAAUUCUCAAUCAGUUUAAAUUAGGCCAUAAUAAUAUCACUUAUACUGUGACAAAAUAUUAAGAACAACUUCCUAAUAUUGAGUUGCACCCCCUUUUGCCCUCAGAACAGCCUUAACUCGCACGGACAUUAGCUCUACAAGGUGUCAAAAGUGUUCCACAGGGAUGCUGGCCCAUAUUGAUUCCAAUGCUUCCCUCAGUUGUGUCAAGUUGACUUGAUGUCUUUUGGGUGGUGGACCAUUAUUGAUACGCACAGUAAACUGCAGGUGUCCUUAAUGUUUUGUACACUCAGUUUAGGUCACUUUGGAAAACAUCAAAUGUAUCUUUGGAAUGAAAGAUGACAUUCCUUUGCAUUCAUUUCAAUCAGGUACCCUAGUUUUGGUAACGAUCAACCUCAAGCCUACUGAAGUGAAGUUAUGACCGAUGUUCUAACAUUGAUGCAUAAUACGACAUGCAAGCUCAUCAUUUAAGACAGCAGCCGGAAGAAGUAGGCUAGGCUUCAUGAUGUUGCGUUGAAAAAACCUGGACUGAAUGCAAACCGUCACUCUAUCCAGGGGCAGGAACAUGAGUGCUUUUAUUGGCUCCUUCCUGUGCUCUUGUGCAUUUGAUACAUGUGCCUUUCCGUUCUCCAAGUCAGGCUGUUUAGGGAUGUACUUCACAGAUGCUAGGGUUUAUGUCAUCCAUAAGUUGGACAUCUCCAAAGCAUGACAAUUUCAUCCAGUUGGAGUGUAAUUUCUACUAAGCCUACAUGUUGGCAACAUACCCUAUGGUCAAGGUCAAAAAGGUCAAUUCUUUCCCCCACAGUUAUCAAAUCAGAGGUGUCCAUUUAUAAUCACUGUUUGUGAUUUGUGCUUUUAGUUUUGGUCAAAGUAGAUGACACCCCUCACAGUGGAUUGUAACACAGACAAUACUUUGUCUUCCUUUGUCUGUAGAUAUACAGUACCAUGAUAUAUGGGUUGUCAUCUCGAUAGGUUUAUCCCUUCUGUUGAGUGUGUUGGUUGGGUGGGAAAUAGAAAAUAACACAGCUCAAGUGCUUUGUACACGUCACUGAGUUUUGCUGAUCAAUUUGGGCAAUGCAGCAAUAAGAAGUGAAACGUGUUGAGCUCAACAGCCCCUGAGUUAGAUUGAGCACAACAUAUAGUGGUUCCCUCAGGUACUGUGUUACAGCCCCAUUGUAGGUGUUAUUACAUAACACUUUAUUAUUGCAUCAGGCUGGUAUUGGAUUAAUACUGUUUGACAGUUAUAACUCAACUAUCCAUAUAGCCCUUGUAGUGUUAUUUAGCCUUGCUGAAAUAUUAUGCUACUAAGGUGUCUAAUGGAAUUGGAAAACUUGUUGCCCUUUGAAACUGCCCAUGCACUCCACACACCUAUGUCACAAUUUAUUUCAUUAUUUGUCACUUAGGCUCCACGUGUCUGGGAGUGUUACGUAUUCAGGGAUGAAGAGAGGUUUAAAACUAUUGUUGCUCCAUCUAUGGCUCUGCUUAUCAUAGUGCUAUAUCUACCCAACUACAUUUCCACUCAACCAAUGCUUUAACCAUUGAAAAUAGGGUUGCAAAGCUACCUGUAGUUUACCAAAGUUACCAGAAUCCUUAUUAAUUUUGGUAAUUAACAGAAAAUAUAUGGCAAUCUAUUGUAACUUUGGUCAUUUAUACUUGAAUAACUUAAAAAAAAAAAAAAGUAUUCAUAUAUAGUAUUCCUGUUUUUUUUAUAUCUGUAUCCAUAUUGUCCAUGAGUUUCUAGUAUAUAGACCAUACGGUUCAAGAGAAAAUAGUCUUAUUAAUGAAAAAUCAACAAUGGCAUUAUUUAGAUUUAACUCUGCAACUCUUCCAGCUAUUGACUUUUGUUUUACAACUGCCACCAGUUUGAUGCAAAAACAUUGACAACAAAUACAUAUUGACAUAGUAAAAUAAAUAUAUAUAUAUACACUACCAGUAAAAAGUUUUAGAACACCUCCUCAUUCAAGGGGUUUUCUUUAUUUUUUACUAUUUUGUAGAAUAAUUGUGAAGACAUCAAAACUAUUAAAUAACAAAUAUGGAAUCAUGUAGUAACCAAAAAAGUGUUAAACGCAUGAAAAUAUAUUUUAUAUUUGAGAUUCUCAAAUAGCCACCCUUUGCCUUGAUGACAGCUUUGCACACUCUUGGCAUUCUCUCAAACAGCUUCACAUGGAAUGCCUUUCCAACUGUCUUGAAGGAGUUCCCACAUAUGCUGAGCACUUGUUGGCUGCUUUUCCUUCACUCUGCGGUCUGACUCAUCCCAAACCAUCUCAAUUGGUUGAGGUCGGGGAAUUGUGGAGGCCAGGUCAUCUGAUGCAGCACUCCAUCACUCUCCUUCUUGGUAAAAUAGCUCUUACACAGCCUGGUGGUGUGCUGGGUCAUUGUCCUGUUGAAAAACAAAUGAUAAUCCCACUAAGCCCAAAGCAGAUGGGAUGGGGUAUCACUGCAGAAUGCUGUGGUAGCCAUGCUGGUUAUGUGUGCCUUGAAUUCUAAAUAAAUCACAGACAGUGUCACCAGCAAAGCACCCCCCCACCAUAACACCUCCUCCUCCAUGCUUUACGAUGGGAAAUACACAUGCAGAGAUCAUCCGUUCACCCACACCGCAUCUUACAAAGACAUGGCGGUUGGAACCAAAAAUCUCCAGUUUGGACUCCAGACCAAAGAACACAUUUCCACCGGUCUAAUAUCCAUUGAUCGUGUUUCUUGGCCUAAGCAAGUCUCUUCUUCUUAUUGGUGUUCUUUAGUAGUGGUUUCUUUGCAGCAAUUCAACCAUGAAGGCCUGAUUCACACAGUCUCCUCUGAGCAGUUGAUGUUGAGAUGUGUCUGUUACUUGAACUCUGUGAAGCAUUUAUUUGGGCUGCAAUUUCUGAGGCUGGUAACUCUAAGGAACUUAUCAUAUGCAGCAGAAGUAACUCUGGGUCUUCCAUUCCCAUGGCGGUCGUCAUGAGAGCCAGUUUCAUCAUAGAAAUUAAUGGUUUUUGCGACUGCACUUGAAGAAACGUUCAAAGUUAUUGACAUUUUCUGUAUUGACUGACCUUCCCAGAGUCGCCUCUUCAUUUUUGACAUUGAGACUGGGGUUUUGCGGGUACUAUUUAAUGAAACUGCCAGUUGAUGACUUGUGAGGCGUCUGUUUCUCAAACUAGACACUCUAAUGUACUUGUCCUCUUGUUCAGUUGUGCACUGGGGCCUCCCACUCCUCUUUCUAUUCUCGUUAGAGCCAGUUUGUGCUGUUCUGUGAAGGGAGUAGUACACAGCAUUGUACGAGAUCUUCAGUUUCUUGGCAAUUUCUCGCAUGGAAUAGCCUUCAUUUUCAGAACAAGAAUAGACUGACAGGUUUCAGAAGAAAGGUCUUUGUUUCUGGCCAUUUUGAGCCUGUAAUCGAACCCACAAAUGCUGAUGCUAAAGAAGGACAGUUUUAUUGCUUCUUCAAUCACAACAACAGCUUUCAGCUGUGCUAACAUAAUUGCAAAAGGGUUUUUUAAUGAUCAAUUAUCCUUUUAAAAUGAUAAACAUGGAUUAGCUAACACAAUGUGCCAUUGGAACACAGGAGUGAUGGUUGCUGAUUAUGGGCCUCUGUACGCCUAUGUAUAUAUUCCAUUUUAAUCAGUUGUUUCCAGCUACAAUAGUCAUUUACAACAUUAACAAUGUCUACACCGUAUUUCUGAUCAAUUAGAUAUUUUAAUGGACAGAAAAAGUUGCUUUUCUUUCAAAAUCAAGGACAUUUCUAAGUGACCUCAAACUUUUGAACGGUAGUGUAUAUUUAUACAUGUAAAUAUAUUUCACACUAAAACCCUCAUAUUAAACAUCAACGGUAUUCACUAAAUUGAUUGUUUAUAUUUAGGACAAUGUUUUACAGCUUAUAUUUGACAUGUGAUACGGCUACACAGAGGGCCAGAGAUAAAUACAGACACCUGUGAUAAUCUGAGUGACUCAAAAGGGCCACCUGAUGUCUUGUGAUAAUUGUAGUAUCUUUAGGUAGUUUAACUGAAGUUCUCCAGUAAUAUACCCUCCCUUUGUAACCCUAAUUGAGACCCAUGCCAUGUUCCUCUGCAUUUGACCACAUUCAAACUGAUACCUGUCACCAAAGAGAACGUGAGUGAGAUGACGGUCACUCAACAGGAAUCAUACAUCAUUCCAUAAAUAAAUGAACUAUUUCCUUUUUAAAACAGAAAAUAUAUAGACAAUAUGUUGUCAAGUGUGAAAUGACUCAAUUUGGCUAUUUUAUGGAUAUUGUUAUUUCUAUUAUUGUUGCAAUUGUAAUUAUUUUAUUGUAAAAAAAAACGUGCUGCUCUUGUAAUGUUGACUGUACACCCAAGUGAAAUAAAAAAUACAGCAUUGUAAUUUUAA
Oncorhynchus nerka (sockeye salmon) is the source of this 9007-nucleotide messenger RNA. It is a transcript of the gene smad10a, whose product is annotated as SMAD family member 10a. Gene Ontology annotation, biological process: transforming growth factor beta receptor signaling pathway; cell differentiation; SMAD protein signal transduction. The record is from RefSeq and is a predicted model, not a curated record. Gene Ontology annotation, cellular component: heteromeric SMAD protein complex. NCBI's taxonomy places the organism in Eukaryota, Metazoa, Chordata, Actinopteri, Salmoniformes, Salmonidae. The coding region runs from base 304 to 2055 and encodes 583 amino acids. Gene Ontology annotation, molecular function: I-SMAD binding; RNA polymerase II cis-regulatory region sequence-specific DNA binding; DNA-binding transcription factor activity, RNA polymerase II-specific. The transcript is spliced from 13 exons.